AUGGCUACAGAGGCUGCUUUAGACGUUCCUUUACCUGUUUCCACACAAUCAGACUUGGAAUUUCAAAAAUUUACUACUUCAGACCAUGACAGGACCUCUUACUUGGGUCCGUUAUCUCCAAAUGUCGAUCUUCCUCAGACAUUAUCCAAACACUAUAUGAUAGAUGAUUUGGUUGAUUUUUUCAAGAGAAACCCUCAGUACAAGAGAAUUACUUUACAGUUCCCAGAUUUCUUAGUCAUGGACUCCUCCUUUGUCAUAAGAUUACUGCAGGACAGUUUCAAAGAUGACGAGCAAGAUAGACAGUUUUGGGUACUAGCCGAUACUGCUUACAGUUCGUGCUGUGUUGAUGAAGUCGCUGCAGAACAUGUCAAUGCUGAUAUGGUCGUGCAUUUCGGCGAUGCGUGUCUUAACGCCAUCCAAAAGUUACCGGUGGUUUAUACAUUUGGGAUACCAUUCUUACAAGUUGACGAUAUCAUGAAGACAUUCAUGGAAACUUUCAAAGAAAAAAAUGAAAAGAUAUGCAUCAUGGGGAAUGCACCUUUCACUUUUUAUAUUAGAACUAUUUUUGAGAAGUUACACGAAGAAGGCUACCAAAAUAUCAUUUAUGCCACAAUAAAUGAUAACUUAAUAAAUGAUAAUGUUACUAUUAUAGGAAAAGACAAAUUAAUCAACACCGAAGAUAACGUAACCUUUGAACUGGGAAAUAGGAAGCUUUACGCUAAGGACAACAUUAAACUAGAAGAAUCUGAUUUGCAAUGCGAUUAUUCAUUGUUCCACAUCUCAAUACCUCAGGAUCCUCGUUUAUUGUAUCUUACCACCAUGUUCAAGUCAUCACAUUUAUAUGAUACGCAGGACAACACAAUUACAACUGGUCCCUUCCCAUCACUGAUGAAACGUUACAAGUAUAUGCAUGUUGCGAGAACUGCAGGUUGUAUAGGUAUCUUAGUGAACACGCUUUCUUUAAGAAGUACAAAGGAGACAAUCAAUAGAUUAAUUCAAUUAAUCAAAGAUAAUGGGAAAAAACAUUAUUUAUUCGUUGUAGGGAAACCAAACGUUGCAAAACUUGCUAAUUUUGAUAGUGUUGAUAUUUGGUGCAUCUUAGGUUGCGGACAAAGCGGUAUCGUUCUUGACCAGUAUAACGAGUUUUAUAAACCAAUUGUUACACCUUACGAGUUAACCAUGGCUCUCAAGGCUGACGUUACAUGGACUGGUAAAUGGAUUGUCGAUUUUGAAACAGUUCUAAAUGAAAUCGAAGAGCAAGAUGAUGCUGAAGACAAUGACAAAGAUUCUAAUGAGGAAGAUGAUGGGGCUCCAGAGUUUGAUGCCGUUACUGGUAAUUAUGUCAGCAAUUCAAGACCGUUGAGGGCUCUACAGCACUUGGAGCUUGAAAGUCCAGCCGAUAGUAAGGACUUGAUUCGUACAGUUACAGGAGGUGCUGUCAUUAAGGGGACUGUUUCAACAGCAGCAGCUCGUUUACAAGAGAGACACUGGAAAGGGCUUGGUAGCGAUUUCAAUGCCGAUGUAGAUUAUGAAGAAGAUGGUGCUACUGUCGAAGAAGGUAUCACUGGUGUAGCUAGAGGAUACCAAUUUGAUGUUAAAGAUGCAACUGAGAAAAACUGA
Messenger RNA from Kazachstania africana CBS 2517, 1620 nucleotides. It is a transcript of the gene DPH2, whose product is annotated as 2-(3-amino-3-carboxypropyl)histidine synthase. The record is from RefSeq and is a predicted model, not a curated record. NCBI's taxonomy places the organism in Eukaryota, Fungi, Ascomycota, Saccharomycetes, Saccharomycetales, Saccharomycetaceae. Gene Ontology annotation, biological process: protein histidyl modification to diphthamide. Bases 1 to 1620 code for a protein of 539 amino acids. The transcript has a single exon. Gene Ontology annotation, molecular function: 2-(3-amino-3-carboxypropyl)histidine synthase activity.